CUUCUUCUUGGCAACACUAGAUAUCGGGUCAUCAAAAAUGGCAGACGCACCGAUCGACUGUGAAUUCCCUGUUUGGGGAUUAUUACCGAAAAAAGAGACGGGAGUUGUCUCGUUUUUAAAUAAAAAUCCUCUCUACGAUGGCCGAGACACUGUUAUUGCAAUUUUUGAUUCAGGUGUCGACCCGGCAGCGUCUGGUCUUCAGGUGACGACCACGGGUGAGACGAAGGUUAUUGAGAGGUUUGACUGUAGUGGCUGUGGCGACGUGGACACUAGUACGGUUAUACGUAAAGUUGUUGACGGAUGUAUUACCGGCCUUACGGGGCGCAAAUUGAAGAUUCUAGAAUCUUGGAAGAACCCAUCAGGUGAAUGGAGGGUGGGUGUUCUGUACCCUUUCAGCUUGUAUCCGUCUAAGCUAAAGGAGCGCAUUCAGGAGCAUCGGAAGGAGCACUUGUGGGAUGUUGGACACAAGCCAGCUUAUGCUGAAUCUAACAAGCAGCUGCAGGAUUUUGAAAGUGAUGUUGUAUCAAAGAAUCCAACGCUUAGCCCGGAAGACAAGCUGCUUAAGGAGGAGUUGGAGACCAGGGUGGAAGUAUUACAAGCGGUUGAGAAGAAGUACUCAGAUCUUGGGCCUACUUAUGAUUGUGUGUUGUUCCAUGAUGGGACUUCUUGGAGAGCAUGCAUAGACACAUCAGAGAGCGGUGAUUUGGCCUCCGGUCCAUGCCUCGGCGAGUACAGCAUUACCCACGAGCACUCGCACCUGACGGAGCUGGACGAGAUGACGGUCUCCAUCAAUGUUCAUGACGAGGGACGCACGCUUGAGGUCGUCGCUAUGUGCUCGACCCACGGCACCCACGUGGCGGCCAUCGCAGCUGGCUACUUCCCCGACGAGCCAGACAAGAAUGGAGUCGCUCCCGGAGCCAAAAUCAUCUCCCUCACUAUUGGAGACAGUAGACUGGUUUCUAUGGAAACCGGCACAGCGCUGGUUAGAGCGUGUAUCAAAGUCAUGGAGCUUAGUAAAAAGAUGAAGAUUGACGUAAUUAAUAUGAGCUAUGGGGAGCAUGCUCAUUGGUGCAAUACUGGGCGGGUGGGCGACAUAAUCUGCGAGGUUGUGAACCGCUACGGCGUGUCGUGGGUGGUGUCGGCGGGCAACCACGGCCCGGCGCUCUGCACCGUCGGCGCGCCGCCGGACAUCGCGCAACCCGUCCUCAUUGGUGUUGGCGCAUACGUGUCCCCGGACAUGACGUCAGCAGCGUACUCGAUGCGCGCGCGCGUGGCGGGCGGCGCGUUCUCGUGGAGCUCGCGCGGGCCCUGCGCCGACGGCGCGCCCGGCGUCACCACGUGCGCGCCCGGCGGCGCCGUCGCCUCCGUAGCUAGGUUUACAUUAAAAAAUUCUCAACUAAUGAAUGGUACAUCGAUGGCCGCCCCUCACGUCGCCGGCAUUGUCGCGGCGCUCAUCUCUGGUCUAAAAGCCAAGGAGCUUCCAUACUCUCCAUACUCAAUAAAGAGAGCCAUAGAGAAUUCAGCAACGUUCCUUAACAGCGUCGAGCCGUGGGCGCAGGGUUGUGGACUUAUUAAUAUUGAAAAGACUUUCGAUCACCUCACAACAUAUCACGCCGAGCCGGAGCGUGACGUCACAAUCAGCGUGCAGUGCGGACCCCACAACGGCAAGGGCAUUCUGCUGCGACCCAAAUUGAACGAUGUGCCCAAGGACAUAGGGAUCACAAUCCAACCGCAGUUCUUGCAGAGCCAUCUGGAUAUGGAGAACAAAACGCUGAUACCACGGCAGAUCGACUUCGCCAUGAACCUGGCUCUGUCCUGCAAUGCCGAAUGGGUCUCUGCUCCGGCUUUCCUGUCCUUAGCGAAUACUCCAAGGCCUGUUUCUGUGAGGAUACAGACAGCUUCGUUACCAUCCGGACCUCAUUUCACAAGUAUCGACGCGUACGACACUAACUGCAUAGAGAAAGGGCCUGUGUUCAGGAUACCUAUAACCGUGUUGCAAGCUGAAUCAGCGCAGCCCGACUCCAAAGGCUUACUUCUGUCUGCGUCCGCCGUUUACGCGCCGCAUACCAUCAAGAGGCAUUUUAUUAUACCGCCUCUAGAAGCGACGUGGGGCGUCCUGAAGCUCACAACCAAGGACAAGGAGCAGACGGGCCGUUUCCUCAUCCACACCAUGCAGCUGUUGCCACACGAGAGUUGCCGCGCGCACGAGACGCAGAAGAUGAUCUCGGUCACCGCUGAGGCGCCCGCCGUACACCCCUUCGCUGUGGUGGGCGGUGUAACCUUAGAAGUAGUAAUAGCAAAAUACUGGGCGAACAUAGGAUCACUAGAAACCGAGUAUACCAUCGAGCUGCACGGGCUGAAGCCCAGCUGUGGCCCAAAGCUGCGAUUGUUAGCGUCCGAAGGCCCGCGAGGGACGUCGUUGACGUCACUGCGAAUGCAAGACGCCCAGCCUAACGCUACUCUGAAAUACAGCGAACCAGUUAUUAGGCCGUCGGAAUCAAAAUUGUCGCCGCUAACAUCUAGAGAUAUAGUCCCUCCUAGCAGGCAGAUCUAUCAACUUAUCAACACUUACAACUUCCACAUCGCAAAGGCUACCGAGGUAUCACCAAUAGUAUCGCCACUAUGUGACAUGUUAUACGAGUCGGAGUUUGAAGCGCAGAUGUGGAUGUUAUAUAACAGCUGUAAGCAGCUCAUGUUUGUAGGGGAUGCGUAUCCUUCCAAGUAUUCAGUGAAACUCGAGAAGGGCGACUACGUGCUCCGAUUGAACAUACGUCACGAGAACAGAGCGUUGUUAGAUAAGCUGCAAGAGUUACCGGUGGCGAUACAGCAGCGGCUACCGCAGCCGAUCUCGCUGGACGCGUACUGUACUAGAGCUCAGGCUCUGACCAGUGGCAAGAAAUUCAGCUCAGCAGCCGUCCCCAGUGGCAGUAUUCUACCGGUUUACUUCGCGCCAGUGCCUUCCGACAAAAUCAGCCGUUCCAACCUAACCAUAGGCCACACCCUAACCGGCACAGUCACGUUCGCCAAAGACGAGCUAGGCCGCAAGGUAGACUCCUACGAGUUGCAGUAUGUGGUCUGUGAACCGCCCAAGAGGACCACCAACAACAAUAGGGACAAGGAGAAGACGAAACCGGGCGAGGACUAUAUGGAGGCCAGCAAAGAGUUUAUGACCAACUGGUUGACUAAAUUAGAGGGUGACAAAUUAGAGCAAGUCUAUGAAGAAGUAUUAGAAAAGUUCCCGGGAUACCUCGGGGCACAUAUUGCAUAUUUACACGGCAUCGACUCGCCUACGGAUCCUAAAAAACUCCCCAACGCCGACGAAGAAACCGACGUGACGACGGCAUGGUGCGAGCAGCUCAUCACCACAGCGGACAAGGUGAUCAAGCAGAUCGACCAGGAGAAGCUGCUCGCGUAUCUAGGCAUGAAGAACGAUACUAGGAGCGACGCCACGAAAAUUAAACAGGAGCAUGAAAAACAACGCGGCUACCUGAUCGACGCGCUGUGCAGAAAAGGUACCGCGCUGUGCCGCCUCAAGGCUCUAGCGCAGAGCCCCGCCGCCAAGGACAAGCUACUGGCGCAGCUCACUGCCAAUAUGGCCGAUUUGCUCAAGUUCACCGACCUCACCGAUGCCAAGGCGAUCCACUACGGCGUUUGGCACUGCUUCACCCUCAAGCACUGGGGCCGCGCGAUCAAGCUCCUCUCCAAGAUCCAAGAAGACCGACCGUCCCGCGAGGUGGAAGAGCGCCUCGUCCAGGCGUACCAACAGCUCGGCUGGGACUACCUAGUCAAGUACACGCAGUUGUCCAUACCGAUCAAGUACCCUAGUAGCUACCGUCCGUUCUAAAUUUUAGCUGUACCAAUAUCCAAGAUUAUCGCCUCCUGAAAUACGGUAGAGACAUACAAACGGGAGGCGUAGCCGAGAUUAUAAUUAGAGAUGCAACGGAUAGUUGUUAGGCCGGAUACCGGAUACCGGAUAUUCGGCCUGACCUUCGGCCGAAUAUCCGGUAUCCGGCCGCCGAAUAUUCGGCCAGCGUAACUAUACCUACAUUUCGGUUUUUUACAGUUUACAGGUGCGCAUUCUUCAGGUUUGACCUGUUUCCUAGUCAACGUUCGCGCGGACACAUUUCUAGGUUCGAAAUGAGUGCGCGUGCAAGUCAGUGGAAUGUUUUAAAAUAAUAAACAAGUACGAUUAUGACCAAGACUGUUUCUUAAAUCCAAUUAGUUUACUCCGAAAUCAAGCAAUGUUACUAUCCGGUAUCUGGCCGGAUAGUAGGUCACUAUCCGGUAUCCGGACGGAUAUAAUCAUGGCGGGAUAGACCGGAUACCGGAUACUAACCGAAUAUCCGGUGCAUCUCUAAUGAUAAUCGUAUAUCGACAAAUGCCAGUCGAAAAGUAAAUAUAUGUAGGGUGUGGUACGAAAAGUGGCGUGAUUAUUUUCAUAAGGUGGUGGUACUGGUGCUCGACGCGGUCCCAGUACAUGUCAUCUUGAAACUUAAGUCAUUGUCAAUAGAGGUGACGACAGCAAGGUGUCAUCUAUUGGGCAUUAGCAUGUCGAUCACCAGUACCUCCACCUUCGUUAUUUUAAUUUCGUUUGACGUUUUCUACAAACGAUUCUUACUUGGCUAGACCUUCUCGGCUGGUAUUACCUAAAAUAAUUGAACAUAAAUUAUAAAUAUACAAUUUAAUUAUGUGACUAAAAACUGACUUCCUAAAGCUCUCGUUUUCUAGGAUAGCGUAAUACAGCGGUGAAUAAUGUCACUAGAACGUAGUCUAUGUAAACAAAAUGGCGCGGUUUCCUCUAGGAAGUCGGUGAUUGAAGGAACAUUGUUUUUGCGUCCGUAAUAUUACGGCCGCUGUAUAACGGCAGCGCUAUCCUAGGAAACCAGAGCUUAAGCGUAAAAAUGCGAUCACGUUUGGGUUUUUAAAUCCUGUGUCAAUAAUCUACGAUUAGAAAUUCAAAGUCUAUUUUUGAUUCAUUUAUCAAUUGACAAUCUUAAUCGCCAUCGCCAAUAAAACGCACAAAAUUUAGCUUAGUGCAGAAGUUAUAUCAAGCUCGUUUCAAAUAUAAUAUUUAUGUAAAACAGUAAUUAUUAACCUUUCAUCUGUCUAAGCACUCGAAUUAAAAUCCUCUGUUUAAUACAAUAGGUUUAAAUUCGUUCGCACUGAUCAGUGCUUAGACAUACGAAGGGUUAGGGUCAGUGCUUGUACAUUUUCGCACGAGCUUGUGAAGGUUACCAUUCAAUGCCUAAUACUCGAGACGUAUUAACUAUUAUGAUUUCAUUUUAUACGUAUUUGCAACUUAAAAUAAAUUAUGUAUUGUAUGCAUCCCAAGUAUUAUGCAUUGGCUUUUAAUGAAAUAUUGAAUGUACAUAUAUACCUUAUUUUAUUGUACACACCAUAAACCAUUAUAUACACACAAGAUAUAUCCAAAUACAUAUUGUUCAGUAUUGCUAGCGCAAAAAUAUAUUACCUGAUAUGCCAGUUUCAGUGAUUUUCCUUUACUUCCAAAAAUGGAAACCCAAGAUUCUAACGAAGUAUAGAAAAAUAUAACAACAUGUUCAAUACAUGAUGCACACAUAUAUUUAAAUACAAGAUUAAGUAGAUAAAAUAUUACCUGCCCAUAUAAUAAAACAUUAGACAUAGCAUUGUAAGCAUUGAUAUGAUACCUAUAUGUGACGUCCCACGGGUAAAGGUACCUUAUGGUGGUUGGCGCUUACGCUAUUAUUAACGCCGCUCCAAUAUUAUUGCGGCGCUAUGCGACGUAAGCGCCAGCCGCCAUAAAGUACCUUUUGCCGUGGAACGUCACAUAUUGUAGGUUAGUUAUGGAAGUACAUGUUAUCAUUGAAGUGUUCAUGAGGUAUUUAGACUUUACGCUAAGCUCAUUAGACCCACUUGCACCAUUCCACUAACCCGGGAUUAAUCAGUUAAACCGUUAUCCUAAUGUCAAAUUGUACUGGUAACCAUGGUAACGCCAGGUUUAACCGGUUAACCCCGGGUUAGUGGAAUGGUGCAAGUCGGCCUUAGAGUAUAAUUUAUCUUUAAAUCGUUUUCGUGUCACCUCUUCACUGCAUUUGAUUGUAAUAAUCAGUGAGCAGCACUGACUGUAUUCCGAGUAGAAAUCUUAUUCUAAAACUUAAAAAAUCUUAUUUAACCUUUUCGACGCCGUGUCAAACACAAAAGCUGUCACCCGAACGCCACGUCACCGAAGUGUCAAAACUGAAAUUGAAUAUGCACGUAGGUCUUUGUUGCUCUGUGGUUUGUGACCGAUUCAUCCGUAUUUGGCGUUGGACCUGCGGUGCGGAUAUAACGGUCAUUGGCGUCCAAAAGGUCAAAAUAACACUCAAUAGAAUUACUUUGUCGAACAAGAUCGCGGCAUUUGAGCCAUGUCAAUAUUAAGAUUUCUAUAUUUCCACUCUGUAUCCCGUGGUGUGGCACCUUCAGUGCCGAUCACUGUUAAUAAUUGACUAAAGGUGACAGUCCAUUUCCAACGACAGCUGCACUACUGUUCAUUUUACUAUGGAAAUUGGCAAUAACAGCGACGCGUUCAGUACCGGUAGUGCAGCUGCGGUUAUAAAUGGAAUGUUACCAUUACCUAAUAAUCUUUUAUUGCCUUUCCAUUUAUAUACCUAUUAUGUUAUCCAAUACUUUAAUUUUAGACGAGAUGUAAAGUCGGGGUGCUUUUUGUUUAUGCUCAAACACUUAUUAUUUGUAAACAUUCAACAUGUUUCUUAUAUUGUUAAGAUUAUAUUUUACACCGUAAAUAACAUUGUUCGUAAGAAAACUUGCCAGUAUUGUGACAAAAGUUAUCUUAAUAUUUUUCAUUGUUCUAUCAUAAUUUAAUUUCAAUCGUUUCUGAUACCCUGAUUAGUUUCAUUAGUUACUUUGUUUACAUUUAAUUAUAUCUGACAAUAUUUAUCAUAUUAUAUAUACUUAGGGCAUACCUACUGAAUAUUUCUGGAACUGGCCACUUAGAAAAAAUAUGUCGUCUCAUAUAUCAGAAUCCAGAAACUUUCAGAAUGGCCCACGUAAUGCAAUCGACCCUUAAGUUAUAUUUUACUGUCGAAAUUGUAAACGAAUGACCUCACUAGUGUAAUAAAAAUGUAUAUUGUAUUACACCGAAUCGAAAAUUAAGCAAUAUUUUACAUAGAAUAAUAAAUGCAGUUUCAUUGUUACGCGUGAAAUCGGAACUUACAUCUGCCAACAUAAACACGAUUUUAACCAACCUUGGGUCUUAUGUCUUGGACAUAAGGUUUACGAAUUGCCAGUUAAGAGUCACACAAGGCCGCUCUCAUAUAAACGAAGAUACUCUCUCAUUUUAACCUCGUAAGACCCACCACAGAAAGUUUUACAAUUUUCAAUUUGAACCUUGUUCUGUAUGUAAUUACGAAGGAAUUUCGUUUGUUUUAAAACGCAAUAAAACAAAAGAAAUAUUACUUUACUUGUUUCAGGAAAGAUUUAAAUUACAUUGCACUGAAUAUGUACAGUCAAGGAAUUUAAAUUCCGACCCAUUUCGUACUUUGUCACAGUGACAACCGUAUGAGGUUUCUAGCGGCUUUCAUAUUGAUAAUCACUGUGACAAAGUACGAAAUGGGUCGGAAUUUAAAUUCCUUGACUGUAUAUUUAGACUCCAAGGUUAAAAUGGCAUGCUUAAAUUACUUACCUACAUGAAAUUUUGCACGAACUUUUAAGUACCUACUUACCUGUGUUUGUCGCGCAGAACUUUUACAUACUUACAAAAUGUCUACUCGAUCAAUUUCUUUUAUACUUAACGAGACUAUAGUUCGUUUUUUUUAGCAUUAGAAAUAAGGUAAACAAUCUUGAUGUGUCUUUUAAUUAAAAAACACAUUUUAAAAAUAAGUUACGGCAAAUAUGUAACAAUUAUGAAUCUAAUAAGAUCAUUUGUAUUCUUCUGCUUUCAUUAGUAAUAGUUUUUGAUUUUUAAAAAGCGUUUUUCAAUUAAAAGACAUGUCAAGAUCGCUUACCUUCUUGCAACUUCUUUCUAAUGCUAAAAAAAACCUUUAUACUUAACGAGACUAGGAGCAGACAUUUAAUUGUUACUUUCAAAUUUCCUGUUAUUCCAGAAUGUUUUAAAAUGAGAACGCUCGGUUGUACGCCGGCGGCUAAACUCCUGUUACUGUGUGGACAUAUACAUAGUACACAGUCCCAAAUUCAAUCUAUAUCUGUUAUAGUAUUACAUAAUAUUGCGCCAAUUACAAUAAGUGCACCAUACAACUUUAAAGUUGUAUCAAGCAUCAUUAUUUUGCAAUAAGAUCCAUAUAUUCAUAAAUAUGUGUACCCUUACGUGUGUAUAUGAGAGCGCAAUUGAUAAAAUACAGUUAAAAAUAUAAUGGAAACUUUAUAAAUUGACAUUUAUAUUCUUAUUUGUGACGUUCCACGGCAAAAGGUACCUUAUGGCGGCUGGCGCUUACGUUGCAUAGCGCCGCAAUAAUAUUGGAGCGGCGUUCAUAAUAGCGUAAGCGCCAACCGCCAUGAGGUGCCUUUACCCGUGGGAUGUCACAUUUUAUUUGCCUCUUGGGUCCAUCCGUUUUCCAGUCAAGGUCAUAUGUCUAGUAUAAGGGACGCAAAUAUGCGUUAGAGAACAAGUAGUAUUUGCUAUCUCGUUCCUCUGUAUACAGCGUCCUUAGCUUCAAAACUCAAACAUUUAUUUAGCAAAUAGACCGCAAGGGCACUUUUACACGUCAAUAUGCAAUUUACAUACAACCAAUUUACAUAAAUAAUCAACAAUUACAAAUUACAAUUGCAAAUAUUAAUUCAAUAAAAUAACAUAAUUACUUAGCUUAGAGAAUAGAGAUGUAUAAACUCUCUAUAUGUCGAAUUACACAAAAAUAGGCAGGGUAAAGCCACCACCACCGCCACCGGUUAAUAACUGGCCACCCUAAACUAAAAAUGAAUUCUAUUCACCUAUAACAUGUUACACAAGUACAAGAAACAUCUUAGUACAAGGUUUCUAUAAUUGGCCACUUUUCAUUAACUAGCCACUUUAUACUAAAAUUAAUUCCGUUUAUAGGUGAAUAACAUCCAUUUUUAGUUUAGGGUGGCCAGUAACUAAUCGGUGGCCAGUUAUUGACGAAUUACCCUAUUACUAUAGUUUAAAAUACAAAAAAUCUAAAAUUCUUUUGAGGUGUAAAUGUCUCUGUGUAGCAGCGGUGUCAGCAGUGUCCCCUAGAUUGGUCUUGGCUCAAUAAAUGUUUUAGGCAAAUUAUGUAUACAGUGUGGCAUCUUUUAUGUCGCUAUAAUACACGCAUAGCGUUUUCUCGCUCAAAUCGCAUCCAGUGUGAUAACCGCCGAAGUUUCAAAAAGUGUCACCGAAACGAUGGAGCGCUUAAAAGUGGCCACCGGUUUAAUCUUCGACUUGAACGUAGACCUUUUGGGUACUAAGUUGCGUUACUAUGUAAAAAUAGUAUAUCGCCUUGAAGUCAUAUAAGGUGCUUACCACAUAGUCAAUCACGUUUUAAACUUGUGGGUUUUAGUUUGGCAAAUAUAAUGUUAUAAACGGGUCGGCCGUUCUCUGAAAGUAUUCUUGAUGUGACGUUUGUACUACCACUUUUUAUUAAACAAAUUCUGUAUGAAGCAAUCGACCCACAUGUAUUAAUAUUUUAUUUAUGCCUAUAUUGUCAAAUGUAAUUGAAUUUUAAUUGAAAUACCUAUGUAGUUUUUCGAUUCACGUAUUAAUUUCCACAUAGAGCAAUAAUUAAACUUAUUUGUUGUUAUUGUAUAUUUAAACUCUGUGGUUGUUGAGGAGCCGUUAAGAUGAGCUGGGUGCGUAGCCAACAUCAACAUAUCACGAACUCUUUUCUAAACUAAAACCCAUUAGAUGUCCUUGGGAGUCCCUUUGAAUCUCCCCAAAUUUAAGGAGAUUCCUAUAAUAAUGUAGUAGUUAAUAUUGUGCUUCGCGAUUAUGAUAGGCAAUGUUUUUUUAAUGAAUUGUUGAUAAGCAGAAAUAAAGCGUUUUAUGAUUAAA
Molecule: messenger RNA, 9982 nt
Organism: Cydia fagiglandana
Lineage: Eukaryota; Metazoa; Arthropoda; Insecta; Lepidoptera; Tortricidae
Gene: TppII
Product: tripeptidyl-peptidase 2
Exons: 24
Coding region: 38-3844 (1268 amino acids)
Biological process (GO): proteolysis
Cellular component (GO): cytosol
Molecular function (GO): tripeptidyl-peptidase activity; serine-type endopeptidase activity
Source: RefSeq, a predicted model, not a curated record